This is a messenger RNA of Dermatophagoides pteronyssinus (European house dust mite), 902 nucleotides long. It is a transcript of the gene RpL7, whose product is annotated as ribosomal protein L7. Gene Ontology annotation, cellular component: cytosolic large ribosomal subunit. The record is from RefSeq and is a predicted model, not a curated record. Gene Ontology annotation, molecular function: structural constituent of ribosome; RNA binding. Gene Ontology annotation, biological process: maturation of LSU-rRNA from tricistronic rRNA transcript (SSU-rRNA, 5.8S rRNA, LSU-rRNA). Lineage: Eukaryota; Metazoa; Arthropoda; Arachnida; Sarcoptiformes; Pyroglyphidae.
AUGCGAAAUUUAAAGCAUGCCACACACCAAUUCAAUCGUGUUUGCACACUUUCCUGCGCUUGUUCUUUCUUCCGGACAACAACACACGUUGAAAGCCGAAAACAUGACCCAAACUCAAACAAAACCGAGUUCAACAGGCAAAUUGCCUACUGUUCCCGAAACUAUUCUUAAAAAACGUAAACGACGUGAAGAACAAAAAGCUAAAUCGAUUUUGGAAACGAUCAAACACCGAAAAGAUCGCCAGGCUAAAAAAGCUCUCAUUUUUAAACGUGCCGAGAAAUAUGUGAAAGAAUAUCGACAAAAAGAACGUGCCGUAAUCCGUUUAAAGCGUCAAGCAAGAGAAAAUGGCAAUUUUUAUGUUCCACCAGAAGCUAAAUUAGCUUUUGUCAUUCGAACUCGAGGUAUCAAUGGUGUUCCACCAAAGCCAAGAAAAGUGCUUCAACUUUUCCGAUUGAGACAAAUCAAUAAUGGUGUAUUUGUCAAGUUGAACAAAGCUACAAUCAAUAUGCUUCGAAUUGCCGAACCAUACAUUACUUGGGGUUACCCAUCGUUGAAAAAUAUUCGUGAUUUGGUUUACAAGCGUGGUUUCGGUAAAAUUAACGGGCAACGAAUCCCAUUGACCGACAAUUCUAUUAUUGAAAAAAAGCUGGGAAAAUUGGGUAUCAUUUGUAUGGAAGAUUUGAUCCAUGAAAUCUAUACGGUUGGACCAAAUUUCAAGUAUGCCAAUAACUUUUUCUGGCAUUUUAAACUGAAUAAUCCACGUGGUGGUUGGCGCAAAAAGGUUACCCAUUAUGUUGAAGGUGGUGAUUUUGGCAACCGUGAGGAUAAGAUUAAUGUAUUGCUUAAAAACAUGAUCUAAUUCUAAUUGAAAAUAAAAAAUCUAAACUUUUUUAAAAAAUUUA